GGCUGUGGCUCUCUGGGCGGACCUGGCAAAGCGACCCCCCGUAUUCUGUGGCGGAGACGGUGGGAGUGAGUCGAUGUGAAGGGGGGAAAGUUGCCCUGACGUCACGUAGUGUUGGGGAGAAAGAUGGCCACGUUAACCAACGGCGGGGUCCAGCAGGUGGGAGACAGCCUGAGCAGCAGCCACAGCCACAGCCACCACCAGCUCCAGCUCCAGCUCGGCACCGCCAACGGGCCUAUGAACGGACUCAGUCACGGCCACAGCAGCAGCAGCAGCAGCGCCGCCGCCGCCGCCACCACCACUAUCCCCAUGAAGGACCACGAUGCCAUCAAACUUUUCAUCGGUCAGAUCCCCCGCAACCUGGAGGAGAAGGACCUCAAGCCCCUGUUCGAGGAAUUCGGGAAAAUCUACGAGCUCACCGUACUGAAGGACCGCUUCACCGGCAUGCACAAGGGUUGCGCCUUCCUGACAUACUGUGCAAGAGAAUCUGCUCUAAAGGCCCAGAGCGCAUUGCACGAACAGAAAACACUACCUGGGAUGAACAGACCGAUCCAGGUGAAGCCUGCGGACAGUGAGAGCAGAGGAGAAGACAGAAAAUUGUUUGUGGGCAUGCUGAACAAACAACAGUCAGAGGAAGACGUACGAAGACUAUUCGAAGCUUUCGGUAACAUUGAAGAAUGCACAAUCCUUCGAGGGCCGGAUGGAAAUAGCAAAGGAUGUGCCUUUGUCAAGUUUUCUGCACACGCUGAGGCCCAGGCAGCCAUCAACGCCUUACAUGGUAGCCAGACGAUGCCAGGGGCUUCCUCCAGCCUCGUGGUAAAAUUUGCGGACACCGAUAAGGAGCGUACGAUGCGUCGCAUGCAGCAGAUGGCAGGACAGAUGGGGAUGUUCAACCCGAUGGCCAUCCAGUUCGGCGCGUACGGUGCUUAUGCCCAAGCGCUGAUGCAGCAGCAAGCCACGAUAAUGGCCUCGGUCGCCCAGGGAGGCUACCUGAACCCAAUGGCAGCGUUUGCGGCAGCACAGAUGCAACAGAUGGCAGCCUUGAACAUGAACGGAUUGGCAGCUGCCCCAAUGACCCCAACAUCAGGCGGAAGCACGCCUCCCGGUAUCACGGCACCAGCUGUGCCGAGCAUCCCGUCUUCGAUCGGAGUGAAUGGUUUCACUGGCCUCCCACCCCAGGCUAAUGGGCAACCAACAGCCGAAGCCGUCUUUGCCAACGGGAUCCAUCCUUACCCAGGGUCGGCCCAUGAGUGGUCUCCAGAGGCCAGGCAGGACGUUUCAUCCGGCCCUCGAUGCGCUCUUUUAUUAUUCACUAGAGCCGGCUCGCCAGUCCUCCCAAUCGGUCAGGCGGGAGAUGAAAACUCCAACCAGAUGUGGCACACAGUAAGCUCCGUCUGCACGCACGCGCAAAGUCCAACCACCGCUGACCCCUUGCAGCAAGCAUACGCAGGAGUCCAGCAAUACGCAGCUGCCUAUCCUGCUGCGUAUGGCCAGAUCAGUCAAGCCUUUCCACAGCCUCCUCCUAUGAUCCCCCAGCAACAGAGAGAAGGUCCGGAGGGCUGCAACCUGUUUAUCUAUCACCUCCCUCAGGAGUUCGGAGACGCUGAGCUCAUGCAAAUGUUCCUGCCUUUCGGUAAUGUCAUCUCCUCAAAAGUGUUUGUGGAUCGAGCGACAAACCAAAGUAAAUGCUUUGGUUUUGUGAGUUUUGACAAUCCUGCCAGUGCCCAGGCUGCCAUCCAGGCAAUGAAUGGCUUUCAGAUCGGCAUGAAGAGGCUGAAAGUACAACUCAAGAGGCCAAAGGAUGCCAACCGCCCUUACUGAACCGCUGAAACCGAACUGAGACCUGAGAGCUAUUACAGGGCGGACACUGGAGAGGACCCCAUGUACAAUACAAUAAUAAAAGUACUGUUAAAAUAAACCUUUGGACAUAUCAGCAUACGCCAAUCAAGCUGAAGACUUCUUCAGACUUUUAACCUUGACUGCUCUGAUUGUUUAGACUGUUGAGUCUCUUCGGAAAAAAAAUGUAUGACUUCUGCUGAAGGAUGGUGUUUUGAACGGCUGAAAGGAGAUAACACAAAAGAUGUCAGGAGCUUGUAGAGCAACGAGUUGGCUUUCAGAAACAUUUGAACAGGAUUUAAUAAGGAGUGCCUGUUAUUAUCAUGGAUACAGUUGCAAUGGGCGCACAUGGUAAACAGCCACUAAGAAUCUUACCUGUCAUUCCUUAGGUAUUUAGGGACCAAAAAGACCAAACUUUUUAUUGCAGACUUGUAGUGGUAUGUAAAUUAUGGAUUUCCGUCCUUCUCUCGCUGUUCCUAUAACAGUCCGAAGAGUUUAUCUUGAAUUGUAAAAAAAAAAGUAAUAAUAUUAAUGAUGAUAAUACUUAAACUGCUUUCAAAUAAGCAAGAUUGUAGCUCUUUGAUACUUCAAGAGGCACUUUGGUAUCAUUAAUUCAAGUAAGUAGUUUUCAUAUGGUUUACUGUUAACUUUUGUGAAGAGGGAGCGUUUCAGAUUGGCUUAAAUUGUGGGGGAAGCAAACAAAAACUUACUUACUGAUGAGAGAAGGAGAGAGAAAGAGAGAGAAAGAGGACUAUUUUGGAAAUAGGAUUAUUGCUUGGAAAUGGUUCAUUGUGUUGAGGAUACCCUUCCCUUCGAGAUAAAAGCAAAAUAAAUAAAUCAAUAGUUGUACAGA
This is a messenger RNA of Callorhinchus milii (elephant shark), 2686 nucleotides long. RefSeq names its product CUGBP, Elav-like family member 4 (gene celf4). Bases 124 to 1818 code for a protein of 564 amino acids. NCBI's taxonomy places the organism in Eukaryota, Metazoa, Chordata, Chondrichthyes, Chimaeriformes, Callorhinchidae. The record is from RefSeq and is a predicted model, not a curated record. Gene Ontology annotation, cellular component: ribonucleoprotein complex; nucleus; cytoplasm. Gene Ontology annotation, molecular function: mRNA binding. Gene Ontology annotation, biological process: regulation of alternative mRNA splicing, via spliceosome; mRNA splice site recognition. The transcript has 14 exons.